ACGGUUCGUCUCGCAAAACCCCCCCGCACGAAGCAAAGCGAAACCGCGACAAGGGAAGUUUGGGAUGCGCGUUGCUGCAAAUCGGCCGUCCCCCUCCUCCGCCCCGCUCCUCCUCCUCCUCCUCGUCGCCGUCUCCUUCGCCGCCGGCCUCCUCCUCCUCCUCGGCUCCGCGUCGCCCGUCGUCGGAGCCAUGGCCGGCCACGUCCUCGGCGGGCCGCACGACGUCCCCGGCGCUGCCAACAGCGCCGAGACCGACGCCCUCGCCCGCUUCGCCGUCGUCGAGCACAACAAGCGCGAGAACGCGCUGCUGGAGUUCGUGCGUGUGGUGGAGGCCAAGGAGCAGGUGGUGGCCGGCACGCUGCACCACCUCACGUUCGAGGCCCUCGAGGCGGGGAAGAAGAAGGUCUACGAGGCCAAGGUCUGGAUCAAGCCGUGGCUCGACUUCAAGGAGCUCCAGGAGUUUCGCCACGCCGGGGAUGCCACCACCUUCACCAACGCCGACCUCGGGGCCAAGAAAGGGGAGCAUGAGCCUGGGUGGCGUGAUGUUCCAGUACAUGAUCCUGUAGUCAAAGAUGCUGCAAACCAUGCUGUGAAAUCAAUCCAGGAGAAGUCCAACUCCCUGUUUCCAUAUGAACUUCUUGAGAUUGUUCGUGCAAAGGCAGAGGUUGUUGAAGACUUUGCAAAGUUCGACAUUCUGAUGAAACUGAAGAGAGGAACGAAGGAGGAGAAAUUCAAAGCUGAGGUCCACAAGAACCUUGAAGGGGCUUUUGUGCUGAACCAGAUGCAACAAGAGCAUGAUGAGUCGAGCAGCCAGUGAGCCCUUGCCGCAUCGAGCUGUAGUUAUGUAGUUUGUCUUCAAUAAGAAAAGCAGUAAACAUACAUAUCUCCACCUAUCGGUUUGCAAGGCUGGAGCUUUGUUCCUAACAACGGUGAAAAGGCACUAUACCCUUGUUCAUGUUGUUGCUGCUAGUGUGAUAAUAGUACUUACUGCUGAUCAUCAUGUAACUUCAACGAACCGUGGGCUAUGUCAUACAGCUUGUGAAUGUGAAAUCCUAUGUUGGUUC
Molecule: messenger RNA, 1064 nt
Organism: Oryza brachyantha (malo sina)
Lineage: Eukaryota; Viridiplantae; Streptophyta; Magnoliopsida; Poales; Poaceae
Product: cysteine proteinase inhibitor 12
Exons: 4
Coding region: 65-817 (250 amino acids)
Molecular function (GO): cysteine-type endopeptidase inhibitor activity
Source: RefSeq, a predicted model, not a curated record